Epinephelus moara (kelp grouper) is the source of this 1522-nucleotide messenger RNA. RefSeq names its product zyxin-like. Bases 91 to 1479 code for a protein of 462 amino acids. Lineage: Eukaryota; Metazoa; Chordata; Actinopteri; Perciformes; Serranidae. The transcript is spliced from 2 exons. The record is from RefSeq and is a predicted model, not a curated record.
GUCACCUCUGAGAUCUCUCAUGUGGAGAGCCUCAGUAUCUCUAGUACCACAAAGCCUCCUAGUCAAACUGAAGGCAGCAGCCCUACACAUAUGGCAAUCACUAAAGUCUCUGCUAGUAAAGUCUCAAGUCCACUUGAGAAAAGCCCUGUUACUGUUGGGAAAAGUUCUAGUCCAGUUCCCGCUGCCAGGGGCUCCAGUCCAGUAGUUGUUUCCAAGAGCCCUAGUCCUGUUACUGUGUCCAUAAACCCUAGUCCCAUUCAUAGAACCAAGAGUCCUAAUCCCCCUGAUCUUAAAUGCUCCAGUCUAAGUCAGUCUGACAAGAACCCAAGCCCAGUCCCUAAAAGUCCACUUCCCAUAAGUCAUAGUCCAGUCACAGUUCCAAGGCUUUCAAGUCCCGUUCCAAAAAGUGCAAGUCCAGUGAUGCUCCCUGAUAUCUCCAGUUCAGUAACCGCCCCAAAGAGCGCAAGUCCAGAAACAGUUCCCAAGUGUGCUAGUCCAGUGUCAAUUCCAAGACUUUCAAGUCCAGUUCCAAAGAUUGCGAGUCCAGUGACAGUCCCUAAUAUCUCUAGUUCAUCAGGCGUACCCAAGAGUUCUAGUCCUGAGACAUUGCCAAAGAAUGCUAGCCCAAUAAUACUCCCAAGGCUUUCAAGUCCAGUGACAGUUCCCAAAAGUCCUGCUUCAGUCAUCAGAAAAAGUUACACAGUUACAGGCGCCAGCAGUCCCAGAGCUUCACCAGUUCCAUCUGUCAAUGUACCAUCAAAUAGCCUGUCUUCCCCUCUUACACAAAAGAAAGGAGGUGAGAUGCUGGAUGUAACAUGGCCAUGUCGGGAGCCUUUAUUAGAUGAAGCUUUAGACAGACUCUUAGCCCCUGACUCCACCCAACUGAGUAUGAACCAGCCACCUGCUUCCAUUAUGCCUGGAGAUGAAGACAGAUCUUGGGAGGAAGAAGAUGGAAUUUACCCUGAUCUCAGCCGAGAGGGAACCCUGACACCCAUGACUGAGUCCAGCUGGAUGGACGAGUGUUUCACCCCCUCCACCUGCCCCGGGACACCAGAUGCAACGCUGGACCUUCCCACACAGCAGCCUUCUGCUGUCGAGCGACUAUCAGCUUCUGGCCAACUCAAGUCGGUUAUCCGCCGCACCAAAGAGACCUCCAAUGUGCAUCCAAUGUUCAGGGAGGGAAUGUUGCGACGCAAAAUGGGACCGAUCAUUGUGAAUAAGAGCAACUCGCAAGACCGACUCAUUGAGGAGCUUCAGGGGAAACUGGGAAUUGGGCGGAUGGAGCGCAAGCGUAAACAACAGCCAGAUGAUUGGAUGACAGAGGGAGUCAUCGUCAUGUCCAACCCACAGCGAACACGGGAAGAAAGGGCCCAGCCAUCUGUGGAUAAGGUAGACCUAAGGGCGCACAGCAGGAGUCAGUGCUACUCUUGGACCACAUUAAACCAAGAGUUGAAAACUAUGUGUUCCUCUCGUAGUUGAGCUUUUAUUUGUUUGGCCUAUGGUUAAACUGGCAAAUAUCAAA